Helicoverpa zea (corn earworm) is the source of this 2267-nucleotide messenger RNA. RefSeq names its product X-linked retinitis pigmentosa GTPase regulator-like. NCBI's taxonomy places the organism in Eukaryota, Metazoa, Arthropoda, Insecta, Lepidoptera, Noctuidae. Bases 36 to 2216 code for a protein of 726 amino acids. The transcript is spliced from 8 exons. The record is from RefSeq and is a predicted model, not a curated record.
CACACUAUGGCACACCACAACUGACCGCUACCAACAUGACGGAUGACAUACCAGAAACGGGUGCGGUGUUCACUUUCGGCAAGUCUCACUUCGCCGACAACGAGCCGAGUCAUUUCUUCAUCAAGAACGAUCCCAUCGUCGCCAUCUCCUGCGGGGAUGAGCACAGCGCUGUUAUAUGCCAGAAUGGACGUGUCUUCGUGUUUGGAGGCAACGCAUGGGGCCAGUUAGGCCUAGGCCAUAAGGACGAAGUCACGCGGCCCAGCUGUGUGAAAUGGCUCAAACCACAUAGAGCAAUGUUUGUGGCCUGCGGGAGAGCACACACUGUCUUUGUCACAGAUUCAAACGCGAUCUACACGGUGGGUUGCAACGAUGAGGGUCAGCUGGGCACAGGAGACAUGGAGCACCACAUGGUGCCACAGUUCGUGGAGUUCGACGGAGACACGGGGCCCAUCAGACAGGUGUCUGCCGGAAGCAAUCACACUGCUAUACUUACUGAUGAAGGUCGAGUAUUCGUAUGCGGCUCCAACACUGAAGGUCAGCUGGGGCUGGGAGAGGACACCAGGUCGUGCGUCAAGUUCACCGAGCUCAAGUUCAUGGAGAAGAUCGCCUUCGUCGAGUGUGGAUACUAUCAUACUGUGUUUAUUACAGCAAAAGGUGCGGUCUUCGUAACUGGAGACAAUGAGAACCAGAAACUUGGAAUACCCAACAAACCAACCACAGUCUAUGUUCCCGAAGUCCUACCUUUAAGCAUUCCUAUCAAGAGUGCCUGCUGUGGUGCUGCUCAUACUUUCCUGCUCUCCAUGGACGAAAGCAAGAUCCUAGCCUUCGGGUCUAAUGAGAAAGGACAACUGGGUCUUCCGAAAGAGGUUGAACAUGUGAAAGAACCUACUGAAAUUGAUAUGGAGAAGAUGUUUGAUGGUUUCCAAUUGAAGCUGGUGGCUUGUGGAGCUAUGCAUACGGCGUUUGUUACAGACAACGGAUUGCUUUACGCCUGCGGUGAGUCCCGACACAAUAAACUCUGUUUGGAGGAAAUCGACGAUGCCGACAACGCGAACGAAGCCGUGCCCAAUCAAUACACACCUAAGCGGGUCACCGCUAUGAAUGGGCACAUCGUCGACAACGUGGCCUGCGGGGGGUGCCACACGCUACUAACUGCCACCAAGGGCUCCAACGCGGACUUCACCAACAACGACUUCAGCGUUGUGCACGAGGACACUCGGCAGAUCUCCCUCACCGAACUCCCGCCACUGCAGAAAGUGCCAGUCAUGAACAAAUCCGAAGAACAAGCGCAUGUUAUCGAGGACAUCACGAACUCUAACGUUGACGUGCACAACACCGAUAACCUGAAUGGAAAUGUGAACGAAGAGUCUGGAUCGAUAGAUUCAUUAGAAGCCAACGUCAGCGGCUCCCAUAUUGUAAACAUAAACGACCUUGAGAACGAAAACGGAAGCACGCAUGACGCGCCCGAUAUAAACACAGACACGAUUGAUCCGCCGCCCUCUAAUGGAGAAGCAAAAGUUGUGGAGGUCAUCGAGAAUAUGGACACAAUGGCCGACAAGGCUGAAAGUAAAGUUGAAGAAAUUGUUACUACUGUUACAGAUAAAGUGAAUGAGAAAGUAGAAGUAGUUGAGGAAUUCGUUAAGAAGGCCGCCGUGAUUUCUCCUGUAAUACAUGACGAAGCCAAGAAAGUUCUGGAUAUACCGGACAAAAUGACGGAGGUGGCAAAUUCGCCUCCACCGAAGACGCCGAUAUUACCAGAGCUGUUACACAUUCCCGACUUAAGUCACAUAAGUCCAGUGCUUAGUAAACACAGUGAUGAUGGACAGAAAAGUGAAGCGGGGCAAUCUGAGAAUGAGACUAUACCGUGUGGAUCAGACAAGUCUAGUCCGCAGACAGGUAAAACAAAGACGCAAGCUGUGAUGCCUAUCGUGAGAAGUGAAGAUCAUAUAGAUGUUCCUGAGGAUGCAGAGCAUAAUGAGGAAGGUGACGUUGUAGUGCACAAAACUCCGGAAAAGGGACGAUUUGCGCGGAUGUUCCAGACUAUCAGAGAUAAGGAAAAUUCUUGCAUGGGGAAAGGGAAGGUUAUCGAGGAGAAAGUUGUUGAAAAUGUCCACAAAGGUAUCGACACGGCUGAGGACAGCAUCCACAAGGUGGAGGAGACAGUCGAGACGGAGAUCAGAAACCAGACAAACUCCAGAACGUGCACGAUAUUAUAAAUGUUUCGUCUUCUAUGUCUAGCUUAACAUUAAACAUUUCUAUUAUUGCUA